AUGGACGAAGCGGAGAAUGUUGCCAACCCGAAGCCUCAGUCAUCCCUGGCGGCCAAAAAGCGAGAACUGCUAGCAGGCCUAUUGCCUCCGAGUCGCCUCCAGAACGCCGACAAUGAUUGUGAAAUCGACCUCAGCCGGCCCGAAGAUUACAGGCAGAUCAGAUUUCCCGAAAAAUUAAGGUUGCCAAAAAAGUCGAUAACAAGUCCGCCAACCAAGAAAGGGGUGAGCUACGACGCGCUUGAACACGCCUUGGAAGAGCGAUUAGCGGCAAAGAGAAGAGCUGGCCAAGCAAAGAGGGCUGAACUCUACAGGCAGGACAAUGCCGAGUUGUUUGAGAGUGAUGAUGAAGAGGAUGACGAAGAAGAAGAAGAUGAUCAAAAGUACGAAGAACAACGCAAGAAAAUCCGGGAAACUAUUCUACAAAGGGCGGGUGAUGAGGACGAGGAACUUGAUGAUGAAAGCUACCACGGCGACGAGGAGGGCGAGUCGGGGAGUGAAAAUGAGGACGAGGAACAAAAUGAGGAUUCGUCCGAUGAGGAAUGUGUUAGCCCGAUCAACAAAAGCUUCUACGGUGCGGAGAACAAGAUUUGCACGCAAGAGGAAGAGGCAUCACAAGGGACUAGCCAGACAGUGGAGGUGCAGGAAACCAUUGCUACCCCACAACUUCCGGUGCCACAAACGUUGAGCCAAUGGUUUCGAGAAGACUCUCCAACUCGAUCUCCACCGAAGCAAAUCAUUCCACUUGCACCCGCUCCAUAUGUCAAGCCCGAUCUCACCGCCGUCAAUUCUCAGUGGAUGGACGACCCGGAUUUAUUGGCGCUGUGCUCGGGCCGAUUCGAUACGCAAGAAUCCGACUCCGCUGGAGCAGAGGAUCCAGAAGACGCGGAUGAUGUCGUGUUUUCAACGCAAGCCAAGAAAAUUCGCAACGGCAUCAAUUCUGAUGACGAGGAGCAAGAGGAAGCGACCGCUAGUACAAGUCCGAAGGAUUUGGAAACCGAGCGCCCUGCCUCCCCGGAAAGAGUGGGUGCAGAAGAAGCGCUGAUCGACAGGGAUUCCGACGAGGUCACGAUGCCUUCACAACGGAAACGGGCGGUGCUUGCGGAAGAACUGGAGGAUGAAGAUGAGGAAGAUCAUGGAGAAGAAGAGGCUGACCAGUUUGAGGAAGAAGACGAGGAGCAAGAAAUGGAAAACGAAGCUGAGCGUCCGGAAACCCCUCCAGGAUCGGAAAUCGACAGUGAUGACGAACUCGCACUUUUCCAACGCGCAGAACAUCGGAGACAGCUUAAAAAAGCCGGUUUUGUCGACGAGCAGGCAGAAUUGUCGGGCAGCGACGUCGGUAGUGAGGAUGAAGAUGAAGAUCGAGAAGCUGAUGAAUAUGAGAAAGACGCCGCCGAUGAUGAGGCCAUUGAUAUGGAUGAAGUCGAGAAUCAAAACCUUCGGCUUUACCAAAAGCAGCGACUAGACGAAGAUCGUAGCAAGAUGCGACUGCUACAGGAACAGUUGUUGCCCGAUGGCGACUUGGAUGUUCCCGAAACAAAUCGCGGGUUCCGUUUUGCAUUGCGUGAUGACGAGGAGAAUAUUCCUGCCUUUCAAAUGGAAGAAAAUAUGGAAGAGGACGAUGAUGAGGCAGAAGCCGAAAAAGCCGCGGAAAGUAGAACCAAUGUUUUGCGUUUCCAAUUGGAACAUCAAAGCGAGGAAGUUGUAAUCAAGAAGCCCGGUGACGCUCUAAGUGAUGCAUUUAAUAGUGUGGAAUCACUUCUUGGAAAGAAGAUCAAGAAAGCUCCGGUGCCUAAAAUGACAAUGCUUGGCCUGAAUCACUCUUUGAACAAGGAAAGCUCUAACCUAACUUCGAAGGCGCUGUAUGUCUCUUCUAAGCCAGGGAAUGUUGCAAAACGACCACCACCCACGACUCUUUCUGCACCGAAACGGGCCAAGCUUUUACUGUCUGAUGCUCUCAAUAAUGCUCAAGAAUUGCCU
Molecule: messenger RNA, 1977 nt
Organism: Mesorhabditis spiculigera
Lineage: Eukaryota; Metazoa; Nematoda; Chromadorea; Rhabditida; Rhabditidae
Source: the annotation of a GenBank genome assembly